Protopolystoma xenopodis is the source of this 273-nucleotide messenger RNA. The record is from the annotation of a GenBank genome assembly. Lineage: Eukaryota; Metazoa; Platyhelminthes; Monogenea; Polystomatidea; Polystomatidae.
AUGUGUGCGCUUGAAGCUCUUCAGCCCACUCCAGAGCGCGAAGCCCUACAUGCCCGCAUUUCAGCCCUAAUGCAAAAGCACUUGGCUAAAUCCUGUGAAGGUAAGAUCAGAAUUGGAGUCUCGAGCACAGAGGAUGAGGCGAUCAUGUCGAAGUCUUCGCUUUUCGAAGAGACGUUUCCGUGCUCUCUGUCACUGCACACCCUGACCGCUGCUUUGGCUGAUCCGGAUCAGGCUGAGGAGGCCAAAGAAGUGUUGGAGCUGAUAGAACGGUAA